Molecule: messenger RNA, 3222 nt
Organism: Camelus dromedarius (Arabian camel)
Lineage: Eukaryota; Metazoa; Chordata; Mammalia; Artiodactyla; Camelidae
Gene: BICDL1
Product: BICD family like cargo adaptor 1
Exons: 10
Coding region: 26-1891 (621 amino acids)
Biological process (GO): Golgi to secretory granule transport; vesicle transport along microtubule
Source: RefSeq, a predicted model, not a curated record
GCUGCGGGCUCCGCGCGCGCGGGCCAUGUCAGCCUUCUGCCUGGGCUUGGCCGGCCGCGCUUCAGCACCCGCAGAGCCGGACAGCGCCUGCUGCAUGGAGCUGCCCGCCGCGGCCGCGGACGCAGUCGGGAGUCCAGCCGCCGCCGCCCUCAUCUCUUUCCCCGGGGGCCCCGGGGAGCUGGAACUGGCGUUAGAGGAGGAGCUGGCGCUGCUGGCGGCCGGGGAACGGCCGUCCGACCCCGGGGAGCAUCCUCAGGCCGAGCCCGGGCCUUCGGCCGAGGGGGCCGAACUGCAGCCGCCACCCGCUCAGGAUCCCGAGCUGCUGUCGGUGAUCCGGCAGAAGGAGAAGGAUCUGAUGCUGGCGGCCCGACUGGGCAAGGCGUUGCUCGAGAGGAACCAAGACAUGAGCCGGCAGUACGAGCAGAUGCACAAGGAGCUGACAGAUAAGCUGGAGCACUUAGAACAAGAGAAACAUGAACUAAGAAGACGAUUUGAGAACCGAGAAGGGGAGUGGGAAGGGCGCGUGUCCGAGCUGGAGAGUGACGUGAAACAACUUCAGGAUGAGCUGGAGAGGCAGCAGGUUCACUUACGGGAAGCAGAUCGAGAAAAGACACGGGCCGUCCAGGAGUUAUCAGAACAGAACCAAAGGUUAUUGGAUCAGCUCAGCAGGGCAUCAGAAGUUGAGAGACAACUCUCCAUGCAAGUCCACGCCCUCAGAGAAGACUUCCGUGCGAAAAACUCUUCAACCAGCCAGCACAUCGUCCGCCUCGAAAGCCUUCAGGCCGAGAUCAAGAUGCUGUCGGAUCGGAAGCGGGAGCUGGAGCACCGUCUCAGCGCCACCUUAGAGGAGAAUGACCUGCUCCAAGGGACCGUGGAGGAGCUACAGGACCGGGUGCUGAUCUUGGAGAGGCAGGGCCACGACAAAGACCUCCAGCUGCAUCAGAGCCAGCUGGAGCUGCAGGAGGCGCGGCUCUCCUACCGACAGCUGCAGGUGAAGGUGGAGGAGCUCACGGAGGAGAGGAGUCUGCAGAGCUCUGCCGCCACCAACACGUCCCUCCUGUCUGAGAUCGAGCAGAGCAUGGAGGCCGAGGAGCUGGAGCAGGAGAGAGAGCAGCUGAGACUGCAGCUCUGGGAAGCCUACUGCCAGGUGCGCUAUCUCUGCUCGCACCUUCGAGGAAACGACAGCGCCGACUCGGCCGUCUCCACGGACUCCUCGAUGGACGAGUCUUCGGAAACCUCGUCUGCCAAGGACGUACCGGCAGGCAGCCUGCGCACUGCCCUCAGCGAGCUCAAGAGACUGAUACAGAGCAUCGUGGACGGCCUGGAGCCCACGAGCUCCCGGAGAAUUGACGAUGACUCCUUAGAAGAACAGAUAAGGCAGACCAGUGAGGAUUCGAGAGCUCUGCGCGAGCUCAUGGAGGGAGAGAGGGGUAAACUGAGGCAGAGCCUAGAAGAGCUGCAGCAGCUCCACAGCCAGGUGACACUGCUGAGUGUGGAGAUGACUGCGCUGAAGGAGGAGAGAGACCGACUCAGAGUGACAUCUGAGGACCAGGAGCCAAAGGAGCAGCUUCAGAAGGCCAUCAGGGACCGGGACGAGGCCAUCGCAAAGAAGAACGCUGUGGAGCUGGAACUCGCCAAGUGCAAGAUGGACAUGAUGUCUCUGAACAGCCAGCUGCUGGAUGCCAUUCAGCAGAAACUGAACCUCUCGCAGCAGCUUGAGGCUUGGCAGGAUGACAUGCACAGGGUCAUUGACCGGCAGCUGAUGGACACGCACCUGAAGGAACAGAGCCGGCCUGCUGCUGCCCUCUCCAGGGCCCACGGCUCGGGGCGUGGGGAUGAGCCCAGCACCGCUGAAGGCAAACGGCUCUUCUCAUUCUUCAGGAAAAUUUAAACUGGGAGGAGUCAGGCCAGCAAAGAUGGGUGCACUGGAGGCAACUGGAAAGGGGAUGCGGGCGGGGGCCCAGCGCACCGGGUUUGCAUGCCAGGCCCCCUGCCCUGGGCCGGGCCCAGCGGCUGCACUGCACCCCUGCACUGGGGCCCAGCUUACUAAGAGGCCUGCUAAGCCUCUGAAGGCUGCCCUCAACAGGAGCCUUGUCCCCAGAGCCGCACCACGCCCAGUGUGGGCUUGCCCAGGAUCCGCUGCUGUUGAGCAGGGCUCAGGCUGCCUCCAGAGCAGCCCCUUGACUGGGCUCUGCUGCUCAGAGCCGACGGACCACAGCCCACCCUGCCUACCCCUCAGUAGCUCCGUGCCCAACCCCGGGCACCGCUGCCCUUCUGUUUCAGAAUACAGAAACAGGAGAAAUGGAGGCCCUUCUCUGCAUGCCUCAGGAGGCCCUUACUGCCCCCAGCUGGCCUGAGCUGCGGGAGCCCAGUCCCACAGGGCACCAUGCAGGCCUGAACCCCGUCGUCCCCCAGCCCCUGGCCCAGGGAGGAAGGGGAGGCGGCGGCCCCUCACCCGCGUGCAUGCACCUCCCCGCCAGGAGACCCAGCCCCCCGGGCCUGAUGGCUGGGGCUGCCCUCACGCUUGGCCAUGGUGCGCCCUGCCUGGGCUUGGCUGAGGUCAUCCCCUGAGCCUGGGAGAAAGAAGGGCCUUGCCCCCUGGCCACCCCCGCCCUCCCCAGCCCCUCCAGUGCAGGCCUUCUUCCUUGGCAGGGCCUCAGCCCCCUCCCUGUCCUGGGGCCAGGGCUGGGAGGGGCCUCCUCCCCCCACAGCCCCCUGCUCCCUCACACAAACAAGUUCUUGGUUCAGCGGAGCAAGGCCAGGCCACAGAAUGGCCCCAGAGGGGUCUGCGGUCAGCCACUCCACCUCGAGGUCACCACUGGUACUAUGGGGUGGACGCCUCCAGAUGCUGCCCGCCAGGGCCCCAGGAGGACAGCCCGGCGACCUGCUGCUCCCGCCCCUUCCUUGGCAGGCGUUUCACCUUCUCUGCCGAGGCCCCAACGCAGAGGUGCCCGGGCUGCGCCAGCCACAAGCUACUUCACAAAGGCUCUCCUCCCCACUCCCACGGGCAAAGCACAGCAGGGAUGAGUGGCAAGAAUGUUCCUAUAGAUAUUAUGUACAGACCACAGGGCUGUAAUUUUGUACGUAGCGCUCAUGUAAAUACACGUAUGGAUUUUAUAAUAUACAUAUUAUAUAUGAAUCUAUAAAGGCAUAUUUUUAGAAAAACAGCACACCACUGCUUCUUUUGAAAAUAGUCUAAGAAUAAAAUGAAUUUCUACAGAG